CAUUUUCUUGAGAAAAGCUUGAACAUGAAUCAGAAAUAUGAAACAUGUAUACAUGUGGUAUAACUAGGACAGUUGUGGAUGGAUGUAAAUAAACCAGAGAAACCAUUAAAGAAACAUUCUGCAGCGGAAACUUCAAGUCUUUCUUCGGCUACAGAUAAUAAGAAUGAUGGAGGAAUACGACAGACUCGAACAAAGGAAGUUCGUUCUAGGAAACGUUUCCCUUCACCCAGCAUCAGCAAGGCAGUUAAUGCAAUAUCACAUUUGGUGCCUAAGAAAACUAAAUCAGCUGAUAGAAAGCGUUCAUCUACACCAUCAUCACCUAAAAGACCAUCAACCCCUGUACAGGAUACACUAAAUGAUAUAGAAUCAAGAAAAGAAACAGGAAUUCGAAUGCAGAAUCUCAGUGUUUCCAUACAAUCCGAUAACAUUCAUCCUCCCUUCAUUCAAAAGGAAAUGCCUGCUGCUCAAUUGCUUUCUGAUGAUGCUUUGAUGCCAUCAUCAAAUGUUACACUGGAAACACUUGUCACAGAGCCUACUCCAGAGAGGAAGAGCACUCUUGAAGGGAAGAGUUCCUCUGAUUGGUCUGAGAAUUCUAUACCAGUUGAUGGAUUGGAUGCUCGUCCAGUGGAUCAGCAUCGAUGGCCAAGCAGUACCGGUGGAAAGAUAUUGUCCAAAACUCUAGCUAGAACUGCCAAUAUUAUUAGUGACAAUGUGGUAAAACACUCAGGGUUAUCCUCCUUGCGAAGAACGUCUCUUCCUGAUGGAUUUGGAAAAGAUUUACAGAAAUCUGCUAGUGAUGAUGCGAGCCUAGUAUCAUUUGAGGACCUCGAGACCUUGGAACAUGAUGCACAUUCAGUUGGUGAUAACAUGCAUACAUCUUCUCAUUCGUCAAAACAAUCAAGAAUAGUGACUCCUGCAUCCCCAAAGAAGAUACCCUUUCUACCAUCAUCUUUCUCUAGAGGUCUGAGUCCAUCUCGGUCAAGGGUAUCAAAUGCUCCUCCUUCGAGAGGUGUUAGUCCAACUCCAAUUUUUUCCAAAGGUUUUAAUCCUAGUCCAAUUCUAUCUAGAGGUGUUAGUCCAACUCCAUUUCCUUCUAAAGGUAUUAGUUCCACUCAAAUUCCUUCAACAGGUGUUAGUUCAACCUUGAUUCCUUCUGGAGAUGUUAGUCCAACUCCAAUUCCUUCUAGAGAUGUUAAUCCCAGUCCAAUUCCAUCAAGAGGUGUUAGUCCAACUCCAUUUCCAUCUAGAAGUGUUAGUUCCACUCCAAUUCCUUUAAGAGGUGCUAGUUCCAUUCCAAUUUCUUCUAGAGAUGUUAGUCCAACUCCAAUUUCUUCAAGAGAUGUUAGUCCAACUCCAAUGCCUUCUAGAGGUGUUAGUCCAACUCCAAUGCCUUCUAGAGGUGUUAGUCCAACUCCAAUUCCAUCUAGAGGUGUUAGUCCAACUCCAAUGCCUUCUAGAGGUGUUAGUCCAACUCCAAUGCCUUCUAGAGGUCUUAGUUCAACUUCAAUUCUUUCCAAAAGUGUUAGUCCAAGUCCAAUUCUAUCCAGAGGUGUUAGUCCAACUCCAUUUCCUUCUAGAGGUGUUAUUCCAACUCCAUUUCCUUCUAGAGGUAAUAGUUCCACUCCAUUUCCUUCCAGAGGCGUUACAUCCACUCUAAUUCCUGUCAAAGAUAUUAGUCCGGCUCCAAUACCUUCCACAGAUGUCAGUCCAACUCCAAUUCCUUCCAUAGGUGUUAUAUCUAUUCCAAUUCCUUCCAAAGAUGUUGGUCCAACUCCAAUACCUUCCACAGAUGUCAGUCCAACUCCAAUUCCUUCCAUAGGUGUUAUAUCUAAUCCAAUUCCUUCCAAAGAUGUUAGUCCAACUCCAAUACCUUCCACAUGUGUUACCUCCACUCCAAUUCCUUCCAUAGGUGUUUCAUCCACUCCAAUUCCUUCCAAAGAUGUUAGUCCGACUCCAAUGCCUUCCGUGUGUGUUACCUCCACUCCAAUUCCUUCCAUAGGUGUUUCAUCCACUCUAAGUCCUUCCAAAGAUGUUAGUCCAACUCCAAUUCCUUCCAGAGAUGUAAGUCCCACUCCAAUUCCUUCCAGAGAUGUAAGUCCCACUCCAAUUCCUUCCAAAGAUAUUAGUUCAACUCCAAUUCUUUCCAAAGAUGUUAGUCACACUCCAAUUUUAAGAGGUGUUAGUUCCACUACAAUUCCUUCCCGAGGUGUUAGCCCAACUCCAGUUCCUUCUAUAGAUAGUCCAACUCCAAUUUCUUCAAGAGAUGUUAGUCCAACUCCAAAUUCUUCCAGAGAUGUAAGUCCCACUCCAAUUUCUUUCAAAGAUGUUAGUCCAACUCCAAUUCCUUCCAGAGAUGUAAGUCCCACUUCAAUUCCUUUCAAAGAUGUUAGUCCAACACCAAUUCCUUCCAGAGAUGUAAGUCCAACUCCAAUUCCUUCCAGAGAUGUAAGUCCCACUCCAAUUCCUUCCAAAGAUAUUAGUUCAACUCCAAUUCUUUCCAAAGAUGUUAGUCACACUCCAAUUUCUUUAGGUGUUAGUUCCACUACAAUUCCUUCCCGAGGUGUUAGCCCAACUCCAGUUCCUUCUAUAGAUAGUCCAACUCCAAUUUCUUCAAGAGAUGUUAGUCCAACUCCAAUUCCUUCCCGAGGUGUUAGCCCAACUCCAGUUCCUUCUAUAGAUAGUCCAACUCCAAUUUCUUCAAGAGAUGUUAGUCCAACUCCAAUUCCUUCUAGUGAUGUUAGUCCAACUCCAAUUCCUUCCAGAACUGUUAGUCCCACUCCCAUUCCUUCGAGAGGUGUUAGUCCAACUCCAAUUCUUUCUAGUAGUGUUAGUUCCUCUCCAAUUCCUUCCAUGAAUGUUAGUCCCACUCCUAUUCCUUCCAUAGAUGUUAGUCUAACUCUCAUUCCUUCUAGAACUGUUAGUCCAGAUCCAAUUCCUUCUAGUGGUGUUAUUCCAAGUCCAAUUCCUAUCAGAGGUGUUAGUCCUACUUCAACUCUUUCUACAGAUGUUAGUCUCACUUCAAUUCCUUCCAUAGAUGUUAGUCCAACUCUCAUUCCUUCUAGAGGUGUUAGUCCCACUCCAAUUCCUUCCAUAGAUGUUAGUUCAACUCUCAUUCCUUCUAGAAGUGUUAGUCCCCCUCCAAUUCCUUCUAGAAGUGUUAGUCCCACUCCAAUUCCUAUCAGUGGUGUUAGUCCAACUCCAAUUCCUUUUACAGGGGUUAGUCCAACUCCGAUUUCUAGUAGUAGCGUUAGUUCAUCUAGUUCAACAAUACAAGAAUCCACUAGUUCAACAGAAUUUGUACUCAACUUCAUUGGUGACAAUAGAGAAGGUAAAGACAUCUAUAAGCACAUAGAAGAUGUACAUCAGCUUCAGUUACUGUACAAUCAACAUUUGCAAUGGCGAUAUGUCAAUGCCCAGUCUGAUGCUGUUCUGCAGAGACAAAAAACUGAAGUAGAGAAAUCCUUGUGCGAUGUGUCGAAUGCAACAAUAGAAUUGAGGGAUCUGGCGAUCGAGAAGAGGACUGAUCUCCAUCAACUAAAGAUGAAGUUGAAGUGGCACUCUGUUUUGAAAGAACAGAUUGUGUUUCUUGAUGACUGGGCUUCAAUUGAGGGAGAUCUUUCUACCUUAUCUUGGGCAAUUGAAGAUCUUGAAUCGCGUACUCUUCGUGUUCCCCUUACUGCAGGGGCUAGAGGGGAAAUUGAAACUGUCAAUGCAGCCAUUUGUUCUGCUCUUCAUGUUAUCGAGUUGAUGGGAUCGGCCAUUAAUGCAAAUCUGUCUAGGGUGCAUGGAUUGAGCUCUAUGGUUGCAGAAAUGGCUCAUAUGGCUAUACAGGAAAGACUCAUGCUUGAUGAAUGUGGGUCACUACUCACUUCAGUUGCAGCUAUGCAGGUACAAGAAUAUAGCCUUAGAGGUCAUCUUAUACAAUUGAAAGAAGCAUUAAAGCCAAGGUAUCAUAUUCGACAUCUUGAGUUAAGGAGUAAGUGAUUUUUUUAUUAUCUAACCUCAAUAUUAACUAUUUCAUUAACUAGUUUUUAUAUAUUAUGUAUUAUUUUUAUAGUGGACAUAUGACUUUCAUAUUUGUUG
Impatiens glandulifera is the source of this 4083-nucleotide messenger RNA. RefSeq names its product mucin-2-like. Bases 79 to 3984 code for a protein of 1301 amino acids. Gene Ontology annotation, biological process: centrosome cycle; spindle assembly. Gene Ontology annotation, molecular function: microtubule binding. The record is from RefSeq and is a predicted model, not a curated record. Gene Ontology annotation, cellular component: cytoplasm; centrosome; nuclear microtubule. Lineage: Eukaryota; Viridiplantae; Streptophyta; Magnoliopsida; Ericales; Balsaminaceae. The transcript is spliced from 7 exons.